Messenger RNA from Caenorhabditis briggsae, 3180 nucleotides. It is a transcript of the gene Cbr-fhod-1, whose product is annotated as Protein CBR-FHOD-1. The record is from RefSeq and is a predicted model, not a curated record. Gene Ontology annotation, biological process: cortical actin cytoskeleton organization; actin filament network formation. Gene Ontology annotation, cellular component: cytoskeleton; cytoplasm. Gene Ontology annotation, molecular function: actin filament binding. Lineage: Eukaryota; Metazoa; Nematoda; Chromadorea; Rhabditida; Rhabditidae.
AUGGACGAAGACGACACAUUUACCUGUCGAAUACAGUAUAUCAACGAUGCGGAUCCAUUCGCCACCACAUCAUCUUCAUAUCUCGAACCGAUGCGACCAGUGACUUUUAAAUUCAGACUACACGAAUGUAUCAGCGACCAACUACAAGAUGUGAUCCGAACCCUUCGAGCCCCUCAUAAAGCCGGUGAUUCCUCUCUCCAAGUAUAUCGUGGACUGGAAGGUGGCGGUGGAGAGCUGCAUACAUAUCUGGAUAACGAUAUGACAUUAUCCGAUCAGCAGGAAGAGCUGGAUAUUCUAAAAGCUGAUACAAGGCGAUGCAGUUUGGUGCUCAGAACACAGACGUCGUUACGAGUCAAAACGAUUAUUGACAAGCUUCUAAAUUGUUCCGGACGUGAUCAACGACGCGCACUAUUCUCCUUGAAGCAGAUUUUCCAGGAUGAUCAAGAUUUGGUCCAUGAAUUCGUACAGAAUCAAGGGUUAGAUUGUAUGAUACGAUUGGGAAGAACAGCUGAUCAGAAUCAUCAGAAUUACAUUUUGAGAGCUCUUGGGCAGUUGAUGCUUUAUGUCGAUGGAAUGAAUGGAAUUAUUGCACAUAAUGGGACGAUUCAGUGGUUAUAUGAGUUGUUGGAUUCACCGUUCCGAUUGGUAGUGAAAACCGCACUGAAGCUACUGCUGGUCUUCAUUGAAUACAAUGACAACAAUGCACUUCUCGUACUUUCUGCUAUUCAAACCGUCGAUAAAUCUAAAGGACAAGCAGAUUGGUCAGGACUUAUGAAGGUCUUGACAGAGAAGGAUUCACCGGAUGCGGAGACGUUGGUUUAUGGAAUGACAGUUGUCAAUAAAGCGCUGCACGGAAUUCCGGAUAGAGUGAAGCGAGAGGAAGAGGAGAGACGGCGGAUAACGGAAGAAGAGGUGGAGACGCAGAGGCGGAGAGAAGAACGUGAAGUCAGGUUUGUGGCGAUUUUUAUGGCAUGGUUGAUUACUGUAGUAGCAUGGUGGUGGUAUCCAAGAACAUUCCACCACCGAUUCAAUUGGUCCAAGAGAACCAGGAGAAUGAGAUUCCAAAAGAAACAGAAGACGAAAAAACUCGUCAAAGCUCCACCUCCAUCAUUCCCCACAGUUUUCUCGCCCACAGAAGCAAAAACAAUGGAUUUCUCAGAAAUUCCGGAGCCAGCUGUAGAAGAAGCGCCUCCACCACCAAGAGCCAAAAUCGAACAAGCCGACGUCGGAAGUGGUAAUAGUUUUGCUGACAUGCUCCAGAAACGGGCGGCUCGAUCGGCUGCGGCGAAUCUUGGAGCAUUUGAAAAGAAGGAAUCAGAGGCGGAACUGCAAUGGAAGAAGGCUGCGGAGAAUUUGGAGAAACGGCCACUUAUUAUUAAUGAUUUGGAUUUCUCCCAGUUCCAUGGAGUGGAAUAUCAACAGGAUCCAUUACAGUUGGCUAGAAUGGCAAAGAUGAAGGAGAUGGCUGAGAAUGGAGGAAGAGGAGGACCAAUAGGUGUUGGAAUCCCACCUCCACCACCACCGCCAUCAGCGAUUCCACUGCCACCGAGAUUGCAAGGAGGAAUUCCACCACCACCUCCACUUGGCAUCAUUCCACCUCCACCACCACCGGGAAGUCUUAUGAUGAAUGGAACGAAUAGGGGCGAUAUCAGUCCAGCCGCCAAUAAGGGAGUUUUGAAACUUCAUUGGAAGCCAGCAACUGUUGAGCAACCAUCCAUUCCAUCAUUGAAACAAAAAGGAAGCUUCUGGAAUACUGUAGAUGGAGCUGUGCCGACUUUUGAUGCCAAAAAGAUUGUGCAAUUAUUCGAAACCAAGAAGGAGAAGGAGGCUACGAUUAAGGCUAUCGCUGAAUCCAAAACCCAAACAUUAUCUGUUCUUCCAUUGAAACGAUCACAAGGUAUCAAUAUCGGACUGACCAAACUGCCUCCAAUUAACUUGAUCCCUGGCGCUAUUAUGAAAUUCGACAACACGCUGCUUAACAAGGAUGGAAUUGAAAAGAUUCUCAAAACGAUGAUGCCAUCGCCGAAAGAAGUAGAAGAGAUUGAAACCAAGGCAGCCGAGAAUCCAGAGAUGACACUGGGAAACGCUGAGCAGCUUCUUUUGAAGCUAUCUCAGGUUCCAUGUCUUCUGGAACGACUUCGUCUUUGGUUAUUCACUUUGGACUAUAAAAAUGUGGAGAAAGACAUUGCGGAACCAUUGAUGGAUAUGCAAUUGGCAAUGAAAGAAAUGGAGGAAUCGAAAACGUUCAAAGUGGCAAUGGGAAUGCUUCUGGCCAUUGGAAACUCGCUAUCUGGAACUGAUAUCAAAGGAUUUUAUCUGGAUUAUCUGACCAAAGCAUCAGAAGUCAAGGAUCCCGUUUAUAAGCACACAUUGACUUAUCAUUUGGCUGAGUACAUGGUUGAACACUAUCCAGAAGGCUCCGAAUUAUACGACGAGUUUGGCGCAGUGUCAAGAAGUGCAAGAGUGGAUUAUAAGGAAUUGUUGGAAAACCUUCAGAAGCUGGAAAAGGAUUGCAAGAGCUCUUGGGAGUGUUUGGCUACGAUCAAUGUGGCGCAGAGAAUCCAUCAGCUGAAGGCAAUUUAUACUGUAACCAAGAACAGGUGGCACGCUUUCCUACUGUACUUUGGAUAUUCGGUUGAUGAGAUUCCAAAUCAAACACCCAACGAUGUAUUCAAGAUGGUUACGGACUUUGCUUUGGAGUACCGUACCACUCGGAAUAAGAUUCUCCAACAGAAGAAACGGUUGGCAGAAAAGAGAGAAAGGAAUAAGACACGAGGAAAGAUUUGGGCGCUGGAAGGAAGUUCAGAUGGCGGGGCAGCUGGAGAUGCGGCUCCGUUGAGAAGAAGAAAUCAUGGAAACCCUCCACCAGUGGUUCAGAAUACUCAGCAGAGACACGACGAGAUGUCAAAGAUGUUGGCUGCAAUGGCUGAUGAGAGUACGUUGAGAAGAAGGGCUCCGGCGGCGACCAAUGGAGUCAAGAGCUUUGGUGGAAGUGUUAAAGAUCUCGUGGACACUGAAUCACCAGAAGAUGAGAUUCUGAACGGGCUUGUCAAAGCGGCGACACUUCAGACGGAUCCAAGAGAUCAAAGACGAAGAGCCAGGCAGUUCAAUCGGAAAUCACUCCGUCGCACCCGCACUCUGAAAAUGGUUGAUGGCCAACUGGAGACGUGCAACUACUGA